Messenger RNA from Arctia plantaginis, 1326 nucleotides. NCBI's taxonomy places the organism in Eukaryota, Metazoa, Arthropoda, Insecta, Lepidoptera, Erebidae. The record is from the annotation of a GenBank genome assembly.
AUGACCGAGGCAUCUGAAAAUGCCUAUUUGGUGCGCGUGCGAGCCCAGGUUAUGUGUCGCGACGAAGGCACGGGCGGAUGGGUGGCGCUCGGCGGCGGCGGCCUUGCCGACGUCAUGGUUGGUAAACGGGCCCGCUACGUACACACAUCCUUGGGCGGAGACAGCAGUAAUGGCGACACUACAUCAUCGUCUGCGAGUCCACCGUCACACGAAUAUUUUAUACACGGGAAGCGAAUCAGCGAUAAUAUGGUAGUCCUGGAAUGCACGAUAAAAAAGGACUUCCAGUACAACAAGGUGAUGCCGACGUUCCACCACUGGGUGACAGACGAGAAACGCUUCGGACUCACGUUCCAGACCGCGGCUGACGCCAGGGCUUUCGACAAGGGUGUUAGGACUGCGAUCGAGGAGCUUUUAGACGGUCUCGGCGGGGUGUGGCCAUCACUUCACGCUUACAAAAAAUACAACCCAGCGCCUAAAGACGACGACGAGGAUCAAAAUAUCUUCGAGUGCCUGAACCUGCCAUCGGAGUCGCACUCGAGCUCAGAGAACUCGACGGCGCGGCGCGCGGGCUCGGAGCACGACAUCACGCAGACGCCCAUCCUCUCCGUCAUCACCCUGCCGAGGCACUGCCCCGACAACGCGCACCCGCUGCAAGACUCUCUGAAGCAGUAUGAGGCUCAAUACGAAGACAAGCUGGACGACUCGGACCCUGACAGAGGACCCUCUACCACCUAUGUCUCCUUGUCCGCUGUACACGACUACCAGUACCCAGCUCUGACUGGCGUCAUCAGCUCUGAGAAGUCCUCCCCUAACACCAAGCCACCACUGCUCAAACGGGACUCUGGUUCAAUAAAGAAGUGUGCGUGUGGUGAGCCGCCACCGUUGCCUGACAAAAAGCCCGCCGAGUCGUUUCAAGCCCGAAUUAAAUGCAGGCACUGCCACGAGUGGUACCUGGAGAGCGCCAACCGCUCGGGCGCGUGCGAGUUCGCGCCGGACUGCUUCCGCUCCUGCAUCGACGCCGUCACCUGCAUCAAGUGUGCGCAGUGUAUGCUGUACCACUGCAUGUCGGAUGCGGAGGGAGAUUUUGUUAUGCACCCGUGCGCAUGCGCCGCGCCUGACGAACCUUGCGCCAAACGGUGGGUGGGCAUCACGCUGCUGAGCCUGCUGGUGCCGUGCCUGUGGUGCUACCUCCCGCUGCGCUGCGCCCACCGCGCCGCCCGCGCCGCGCGCCUCGCCGGCGGACACCACGCGCCGCACCAGCCCCACCAGCCCCAACACCAGCCCCACCAGCCCCGCGCCACCUACGCGCAGCCCGCGCGCAAGUAG